Zeugodacus cucurbitae (melon fly) is the source of this 2868-nucleotide messenger RNA. Its product is annotated as medium-chain acyl-CoA ligase ACSF2, mitochondrial-like. Gene Ontology annotation, biological process: fatty acid metabolic process. The transcript has 4 exons. NCBI's taxonomy places the organism in Eukaryota, Metazoa, Arthropoda, Insecta, Diptera, Tephritidae. Gene Ontology annotation, molecular function: medium-chain fatty acid-CoA ligase activity. The coding region runs from base 248 to 2047 and encodes 599 amino acids. The record is from RefSeq and is a predicted model, not a curated record.
CGGUCCGCCUCAGCAGUGUUUGACACGCGCCGGAUCGUUCAGUCGUUCUUGCAACGUCGUGCUAGCACAAACAGCUUCAACUCGACUACUCCUUCAACAAACGGACGGUGAAUUUAAAAAGAAGCAACAAUUGUAACUAAAAAAUCAACUAAACCUUGUGUGUAUCGGAAUAAUUGGAGAAUUCUAUAAAAUAAUUGCAUUGCAAAUUGUUGUAGCUCUUAUACAUUCACUAUUAGAAGUUAACGAGAUGUUGAAGGAGAAGCUGCAGACAAUCUCACGACUCGUCAGCAAUCGUAUCCAGGCGAAUAAUGGACACCUUUCGGGAUCACAAUUACAUUGCUUAUCUACACAAAUACAAGCAGAUGUUAAAGCGCACGACUUUCAGCCCGCCUACUUUCACUACAUUGGCAAGGAUCCGCUGGUCUAUCGCAGUGUUGGUCAGGAACUCGAACGCGCUGCUGCCGAAUAUGGCAAUACGGAAUGCAUUGUUUCGUGUCACGAGCAAAAGCGUUACACAUUCCGCGGCCUCAUUGAGGAUGUUGAUCGUGUAGCCGCCGGUCUUUUGAAACUCGGUUUGCAGCAAGGUGAUCAUGUGGGGAUUUGGGCGCCCAACAAUAUGCACUGGUAUCUGACGAUGUUGGGCGCAGCACGCGCCGGUUUGGUGUCGGUGGGUAUAAACCCCGCCUUUCAGGGCCCCGAAGUGGAGUACUGUCUGAAGAAGGUCAAAGUGAAAGCCAUAAUAAUGCCGGAGACCUUUAAGACACAAAACUACUAUGAAAUUAUCAAAGGUAUUUGUCCGGAGUUGCCCGACAGUGUUGAUGGCUGCAUAAAGAGUGCCAAUCUGCCACAUUUGAAGUACGUCAUUGUCGACACGCCUAACAAAUUGAAGGGAUCGCUUACUUUCGACGAUUUGCUCGGUUUGUGUAACCCAGCUGAACGGGAGGCUAUCAAACAACUGCAGUUUCAUGUUCUACCAGACAGUGGCUGCAAUAUACAGUUCACCUCUGGCACCACAGGCAAACCGAAAGCUGCUGUGCUGACACAUUACAAUUUCGUUAAUAACGGCAUCCACAGCGGCAACCGUAAUCAAUUUGACAGCAGUUCACGCAUCUGUAUGCAAUUGCCGUUUUUUCACGUCUUUGGCGUUGUUAUAACUGCAAUGGCAGCGAUGACACAUGGCAGUACCUUGGUGCUACCCGCAGCUGGGUUCAGUCCGGUCGAUUCGUUACAUGCCAUUGUCAAUGAGAAAUGCACCCAUAUCCAUGGCACACCCUCCAUGUACGUUGAUCUAAUCAAGAAACAGAGAGAGCUAAAGCUGCCGAUAGAGACGGCGAAAAUUGCCGUCACUGGCGGAGCGCCGUGUUCGCCUCAGCUUUUCUUGGAUAUAAAGAAUGUUCUAGGUCUGGAUCAUGUGCGUACCGUUUAUGGCUUAACUGAAACCACAGCCGUGAUAUUCCAGUCCAAACCAAGUGAUAAUAUGGACAAAAUGUUGAACACUUUAGGACAUCUAUUGGAUCACAUUGAAGUGAAAGUGGUCGAUGCUGAAGGCCGUGUAGUGCAAUUCGGUGAACCGGGUGAGCUUUAUGUGCGUGGCUAUGCGACCAUGCUGGAAUACUACGACGAUGCGGAGAAAACUAAGGACACCAUCGGUAAUGACAAAUGGCUUAAAACCGGCGACCAAUUCAUUCUGCAAGCAGACGGCUAUGGACGUAUUGUGGGACGACUGAAGGAGAUGAUCAUACGUGGAGGAGAGAAUCUUUUCCCCAAAGAAGUCGAAGACUUUCUCAACUCACAUCCGAAAAUCCUUGAAGCGCAUGUCAUUGGAGUACCAGAUGAACGCUUGGGUGAGGAGUGCUGCGCCUUUGUGCGAUUGCAAGAUGGCGUCGCGAGCAUUACACAUGACGAAGUGAAGGAAUUCGCUAAAGGAAAGUUGGCACACUUCAAGGUACCUCGCUAUAUCAUACAUAUAGAUCAGUUUCCCAAAACUGCCUCUGGUAAAAUACAAAAGUUCAAACUCGCCGAGGCUUACAAUGAAAUGCAAAAGUAAAAGCAGUAUUUGUCUAUUAGAAAGUAAGAUGAUGCUCGCACUAAUAUUCGUCAUCUUUUUAUUUCAUAAAUUUGUUAAAAUUAUUAAAAUUGUAUUACCAAAGGUAAUUGGAGAAUAAAUUACUUAAAAAUAUUAACGAAACCUGUUUUUGCUGCUGGGUUUAUCAAAUUAUUAUUAUUCGGUUAUUUAUUUGCAUUUAUUGUCUCGAUUAUAAACCAAAACAGAGAUAAAAGAACUCAGUCGGUAUAAAAUGCGCUCUGUUUGAGUAUAUGGCUGCCAAAACGAUCAAUUCAUGUUGAUUAACUAAGUCAAGUUGGCGUUGCCAAUUUGAUCCAAGUGAAAAUAAAAAUGCUGGCAUUUUUUCCCCAAAAGUAGAGAGAUUAUCUGGUACAAAUUUUAAGUCGUCACGGAUCGCCUAAUAUUUUUUAUAGAAAACUUGGCUAUAUUUUGUAUAAAUUUUCAAGAAUGCACACUACAUCCCUACAAAAGUUUUAGAUAAAUACAUUUUUUUGGUAUUUAUAUAAAAUUGGGUAGGAAAAACUCUCGUCUGAUGGUAACGUUGAAUAUCCUAUCAUUUACCAAUACAUGAGCAACACGAUGAAAGACCGUGCUUGCGAGAACCGGACCGUACGCCUCAGCAGUGUUUGACACGCGCCGGAGCGUUCAGUCGUUCUCGCGACGUCGUGCUAACACAACCAGCUUCAACUCGACUACACCGACAAUAAACAGACGGUGAAUUUCAAAAGAAACAAAAGUUUUAACUAAAAAAAUUAUCUAAACCUUGUGUGUACGCGUGGCAGAUCGCAACGAUUUCACGCCAA